CAACUGCUUCCACAUCACUGCGCUUUCACCGCGAUGCGGUUCUUACCUGCUUUCCUGGUCUUGUCGACCUUCUUGUCAUCCUCGUUUGCCAUUCCUGCCGGUUCCAGCAUCACUCCGCCGCCGCCGCUCCAACCCGUCAGUCUUCUGCCCCAGUCCCCAGACCCGCGCCGCCCGUGGACCCGGCUCCGCGACUGGGUAAUUGAAUCGGUCUGGGGAAUCGGCCACUCGCAAUGUCAUCAUAAACAUGCAGGACCGCCUGCCACUGUCUGGGAUCGCUACGAGACCGAUGUGGUUCUCCGCUUUCAUCUGCGUCAUCCUGACGAGGCAGCAGCCCUGGCCUCGGCAUCGCAAGUGCUCGUCUUGGAUGUCUGGGCCAUCACUGCAGAAUUCGUGGACAUUAGGCUCUCAGAGGAUAUGAUCCCGUCGCUCCUUGACCUGCUCCCCGUCUCGCUCCGGACAGCCCAUACUCCCUUGAUGGACGACCUCGUUGACAUGAUCUAUGCCACCUACCCGAAUCGCCCUCGUACUGGACUUGGACAUGAUCAUGCGUUCGGAUCCGAUGGAAGACGGACAUCCGCCGUGGGCGACGUCUUCUUCCUCGACUACCAGCCGCUGUCGGUCAUUGUGCAAUGGAUGCGCUUGAUGGCGUCCAUGUUCUCGUCACAUACCCGUUUUACUAGUAUCGGAGUAUCAUACGAGGGUCGUCAGAUCCCGGCGCUGCGGAUCGGCGCAGCCCCCUCGCAAUUUGAACCGUCUCAGCCUCGCAAGACCAUCGUGAUAGUCGGUGGCCUCCAUGCGCGAGAAUGGAUCAGCACGUCUACGGUUCUGUAUGUCGCCUACAGCCUUAUCACCGAGUACGGCCAAUCAAGCGCUGUGACUCGGUUGCUGAACGAGUAUGACUGGGUUCUGAUCCCAACCCUUAACCCGGACGGUUAUGUCUACUCAUGGGAGGUUGAUCGCCUUUGGCGCAAGAAUCGACAGCCGACCGGCCUGUCAAUCUGCCGUGGAGUCGAUCUUGAUCGGGCGUGGGACUUUGAAUGGGAUGGUGAAUCGACUCGCUCCAAUCCGUGCUCGGAGAACUACGCCGGCACAGAGCCCUUUGAUGCGCUUGAGUCCCAGCGACUGGCACACUGGGCACAGAAUGAGACCGAGAGUGGCCGAGCGGAUAUCGUCGGCUUCUUGGACCUGCACUCGUACUCUCAGCAGAUCUUGUAUCCCUAUUCGUACAGUUGCGAGUCGAUUCCUCCCACCCUGGAAAGCCUCGAGGAACUGGCUCUCGGUCUGUCAAAGGCAAUCCGGCAGAGCUCGCGUGAGUCAUACGACGUGACCUCUGCCUGCGAAGGUAUCCUCACUUCGGGAGCAGCUUCCAGUAUGACUGCGGGCGGCAGUGCACUAGACUGGUUCUAUCACAAGCUGCAUGCCACCUAUUCGUACCAGAUCAAGCUGCGCGACCGUGGCAUCUAUGGCUUCCUUCUUCCCUCGGAGCAUAUUGUUCCCACCGGCCAGGAGAUCUUCCAUGCCGUGUUGACGUUUGGAAGGUUUGUCUGGGGUGAGGACAUCAGGGAUAUGGACUCUUCCGACGUACAAACCCCAAUGGGCGAUCAAAAGCCGCUGUCUGAUGUAUAUGAUUUCACUUCAUGA
Penicillium cinerascens is the source of this 1641-nucleotide messenger RNA. RefSeq names its product M14 family metallopeptidase. NCBI's taxonomy places the organism in Eukaryota, Fungi, Ascomycota, Eurotiomycetes, Eurotiales, Aspergillaceae. The transcript is spliced from 2 exons. The coding region runs from base 34 to 1641 and encodes 535 amino acids. Gene Ontology annotation, molecular function: zinc ion binding; metallocarboxypeptidase activity. Gene Ontology annotation, biological process: proteolysis. The record is from RefSeq and is a predicted model, not a curated record.